Messenger RNA from Closterium sp. Naga37s-1, 3180 nucleotides. Lineage: Eukaryota; Viridiplantae; Streptophyta; Zygnematophyceae; Desmidiales; Closteriaceae. The record is from the annotation of a GenBank genome assembly.
AUGGCGAUCGUUCCUCGGAGCCGUUGGAUCUUGCCGAACCAAGCCGAUGACGACAACGGCAGGGAGAAAGCCGAAAGGCGGCUUACGAUGUCGUUAAGGCACCUGGUUCCGCAUGAGUUUAUUCACUCCGUGCCGCGCCCGCUCUCCCUCGAGCCCUGCUCCUCCAUCGUCCCUCUGGGCGGCGCGGCGACCGCGGCGGCGGUGACGGCGGCGGCGGAGACGCUGCACCCGCACGGGCACAUCGACGAGGAGGUGGUCCACGUGGGGCCCGAGUUCAGCUGGCAGGCGCACGUGCGCAACCGACUUCAGUACGACCAAAUGUGGCGGCAGUCGAUCGAGAACCCGACGCGCUUCUGGGGCAACGUGGCGAGCGAGUUCUUCUGGCACAAGAAGUGGGACGCCGGCGCGUCCAUCGUGCGCCACAACUUCGACGUGCGCAACGGACCCGUCGCCGUCGAGUGGUUCCCGGGCGGCUACACCAACGUGUGCUUCAACGCCGUGGACCGCCACGUGGCGGCGGGGCGCGGCGAGACGACGGCGAUGCUGUGGGAGGGCAACGACCCCGGGGACGACGCGAAACUCUCCUUCAACGAGCUGCUCGACCAGAUCUGCCAGCUCUCCAACUUCCUGCGGGCAGCGGGCGUGCGCAAGGGAGACACGGUGUGUCUGUACAUGCCCAUGGUGCCCGAGCUCCCCAUCGCCAUGCUCGCAUGCGCGCGCAUCGGCGCCAUCCACUCCGUGGUGUUCGGGGGCUUCUCCGCGGAGUCCCUGGCGGGGCGCAUGGUGGACUGCCGUCCCAAGGUGCUGCUCACGUGCAGCGCCGUGCGGCGCGGAGACAAGGUGCUGGCUCUCAAGGACAUUGCGGACUCCGCCCUGCGCAUCUGCUCCGACCGCGAGAACGUGCACAUCCAGACGUGUCUGGUGUACGACAACUCUCGGGCCAUGGCGCGGCACGAGUGUGCGUUCACACCCGGGCGCGACGUGUGGUGGCAGGAGGUGGUGGGGACCUACCCCACGGACGCUGACGUGGAGUGGAUGGCGAGUGAGGACCCGCUCUUCAUGCUCUACACCUCGGGCUCCACCGGCAAGCCCAAGGGAGUGGUGCACACGACAGGCGGCUACAUGGUGUACGCAGCGACCACGUUCAAGUUCGCGUUUGACUACAAGCCGGGCGACGUGUACUGGUGCACGGCGGACUGCGGGUGGAUCACGGGGCACUCGUACCUCACGUACGGCCCGCUGCUCAACGGCGCCACCAUCGUGGUCUUCGAAGGGACGCCCACGUGGCCGGACCCGGGGCGGUGGUGGCACAUAGUGGACAAGUACAAGGUCACCAUCUUCUACACCGCGCCCACCGCCAUCCGCUCCCUCGAGGCCUGCGGCGACUCGUACGUGCGCCGCCACUCGCGCGCAUCUCUCCGCGUGCUGGGCUCCGUGGGCGAGCCCAUCAACCCCAAGGCCUGGCGCUGGUACUUCGAGGUCGUGGGCGGCGGCCGCUGCCCCAUCAGCGACACGUGGUGGCAGACCGAGACCGGCGGCAUCUGCAUCACGCCUCUCCCCGGCGCAUGGCCGUUAAAGCCCGGCUCCGCGUCACUCCCGUUCUUCGGAAUCGAGCCCGUGAUUCUGGAUCAGCAGGGGAACGAGCAGGAGGGCCCGUGCGAGGGGUACCUGUGUCUGCGCCGUCCCUGGCCGGGAAUGGCGCGGACGCUUUUCGGCGACCACGCGCGCUUCGAGGCGACGUACUUCAGCGUGUGGAAGGGGUACUACACGACGGGCGACGGCGCGCGGCGCGACCGCGACGGGUACAUCUGGCUGACGGGGCGCGUGGAUGACGUCAUCAACGUGAGCGGGCAUCGCAUCAGCACGGAGGAGGUGGAAUCGGCGCUGGACGCGCACCCCGCGUGCGCGGAGGCGGCGGUGGUGGGGUACGACCACGAGGUGAAGGGGCAGGGCGUGUACGCGUUCGUGACGCUCAUGUCUGGUAUCUCGCCGAGCGAGUCGCUGCGCAAGGCGCUCAAGGACACCGUGCGGAACGAGAUCGGGUCGUUUGCGGCGCCGGACGUGAUUCACUGGGCGCCGGGGCUGCCCAAGACGCGCAGCGGCAAGAUCAUGCGCCGCAUCCUCAGGAAGAUCGCCGCCAAUAAGCUCGACGAGCUCGUGAGUCAUGGGGUCAUGGGGGGUGAGAAUGGCCCCGCGAACCCCUCCGGCCCUCGUGCAUCCCACCCAGCCAACCGCUCCAGAUACAAAGCCCCCCCUCGCUCAUUCAAUUCUUCAGUCACUUGCAGCUCACUCGAUUACUUCUCUUUAGCGAUUAUCAGAGCGGCAACAGGCUCAUCUCAGGCUUGGGCUCGGCCCGUCACCAGCGCAGGCGCGAAGGCACAGACAGAAGUCAUGGCUACCGCUGUUUCCUCUGCCUUGCUUUCCGGCUCCGCAGCGGUCCUCGACCGCCGGGGAGUUAGCGAUGCGAGGUCUUCCUCGCUUCGCGCCGCCUCUUCGUCGGCUGCUGCUGGUUCCGCCGUUUCCUUGCUUCCGUCGUCAUCCCGUUGGUCUGUAUGCCUCAACCGUCUCGCUGCGCGCGCGUCGGCUUCGGACUCAUCGUCAGCACGUGGUCCGCUCGUCACCGACAGGAGCCAUGGCGUGCUCUCCGGCGAGUGGGACAAGAGCGUGUCGCUUCUCUCGUACGAAGACCUAUCACAUCACCUCCAGAGCGUUCUUAUCCGCGGAUUGGUCGAGGACUCCGAGGUUGCUACCACGGAGCCGGUUCCUCUGACGGCCACGAGAAGACACGGCAUCGUGUCCGGCGAGUGGGAUAAGAGCGUGUCGAUGCUUCACUACGAAGACCUCUCGACUUUCUUCGAGGCGACGCUCGUGCAAGGUCUUCAGGAAGACGCGGAGGCGAAUUUCGUGCCGCUCGAGGCCCACCGGUCGCACGGCGUCGUGUCCGGCGAGUGGGACAAGAGCAUUUCGAUCCUCAGCUACGAGGAUCUUUCCAAGCACCUUCUCGAGAACCUUCCCGCGGGGUCGGCUGCUCCUGCGGCGGAGCAGGUGGUGCCGCUGAUGUCGGAUAAGAGCCAUGGCGUGCUGUCUGGCGAGUGGGACACGGGCGUGACGAACCAGAGCUAUGAGGAUGUGAAGUUCCAUAUCCAGACGAAGAUGGCGAAGGAGGGCCGUGCGAAUUAG